Molecule: messenger RNA, 2678 nt
Organism: Pecten maximus
Lineage: Eukaryota; Metazoa; Mollusca; Bivalvia; Pectinida; Pectinidae
Exons: 1
Coding region: 1-1815 (604 amino acids)
Source: RefSeq, a predicted model, not a curated record
AUGGAAGGAAGUGACGACUACGCCACAAUGGAUUUCAACAUACAAAAUGUCUCCGAUCAGGUGUGCGUCCAGCCUGACCUUCGACCUUUCCACCCUUCUGUUGCAGGCUUCUUCUACCAGGUACCAGAUUUGAUAUGCGAUAACAAACUUAAUUGGAUAGCGGUGGAAAACGGGACUUUCUGGAUAACGCCCGAGGCUAAGAAACUUUAUGGGGAAAUCAAAUGUCAGUUUGCCGCAGUGAUACGGAAACAGGGAAACGACAAUCUAACGGUGACUGGCAAAAGGGAGGCAAUGACUCAAGAUAUCAUGUCAGCUCCGUCAGAUUUCUUUAAAGUAUCGUGUUUAUCCGCUAAUAAAACCCGAUACGUAAAUGUCCACGCAACAGUUACUUAUAAUUCAACCAAGCAUAAAAUAGAAAUGAAAAACACUAAAAUGAUGGGACUGAAUGUUUUAAUGUUAGGAUUCGACAGCGUGUCAAGGAUGACUUGGCUACGGAAACUUCCUAAAAGUCGACAUUAUUUUAGAAACAUUCUUGGUGGUAUUGAAUUAGAAGGUUACAAUAUUGUCGGAGAUGGUACUCCUCAGGCCCUGCUACCAUUACUGACAGGAAUGACGGAGUCCGAGCUUCCCGAGUCACGCCGAGGGCAUCCGAACGCAACGGUAGUAGAUGGCCAUCCGUGGAUCUGGAAGGAUUUCGAAUCUGCCGGAUACAUUACACAAUGGGCUGAGGAUAUGGCGUACAUAGGGACAUUUAACCUACGGAUGAUGGGAUUCACACACCAGCCCGUACACCAUUACAUGCGUCCAUAUUAUUUGGUAGCUGAGAAGUUAUACAACCACAACAAGCCUUACUGUCUAGGAUCUCUCCCGCGACACAAGAUCAUGCUCGACUGGGUUAGAGACAGUUUUAUGCAAUAUCAACAGAAGCUCAAAUUCAUAUUCGGAUUCCAUUCCGAGUACAGUCACGGAAACCCUAACAACCUACAAUGGGCGGAUGUCGACUUGUUAUCCUUGUUGGAAUUUUUGAAUGACCAUCAUUACUUGAAUAAUACGAUUUUAAUUCAAAUGAGUGACCACGGUUCCAGAUUUGCGGAUAUACGUGAAACAUUCCAAGGGAAACUAGAGGAAAGACUACCAUAUUUCGCUUUGCGAUUUCCGUCUUGGUUUAAAGUGAAAUAUCAAGAUAUUUACGAAAAUUUUCUGUCAAACGCUAAAAGAUUAACUACACCUUUCGAUAUACACGAAACAUUCCAUGAUAUUCUUGAUCUCACAAGAACGGACCAAAUCAACCUCAGUCAGAUUUCAACAAGAGGCAUUAGUUUAUUUAGACCUAUACCAGCUGAGAGAACCUGUUCAGAAGCUGGCAUUGAACCGCAUUGGUGCGCAUGUCUAAAAUGGACGGAGAUUUCUGUUGACUUUCCACAUAUCAUAAUUACCGUAACGAAAGUAAUAGACUUCAUCAACAAACACACCAGUCAUUUUAGAAGUAGAUGUAGCGAACUUUACCUCCUUAAAAUAAAAGAUGCCUUUAAAUUUGGAAUAGACCACGAUGUACUGAAGUACAAGGGAAGCGUAGAUGAAGACGGGCGGUUACCACAGUUUGGAGAUUUCAAACAGAAUGUAAAUGAAAUAUAUCAAGUGACGUUUGUAACUAUUCCAGGUAAUGGGACAUUUGAAGCAAGUGUUAAUCACACAUCUUCCGGUGAAUUUGUUGUAAACGGACGACAGAUUAGCCGGAUUAAUAAAUAUGGUCACCAUGCCGACUGUAUUGUAGAGUUAGCUCCCCAUCUCAGGCCUUAUUGUUAUUGUCAGUGAUGUACAACCUGUCAAUAUACUCUCGUAUCUUAGCUUAUUUGUUUUCAUAUAUUGUAUGUUUCUCAAAAUGUCUUCAAAUCUGUAGCAUAAAGGUAGAGGCAGACUGUUUCCAAUAUUACUGAUCUUUAAUGUAUCGUCUGCGGUGUUUUACACAAGAUAGUCUGAAUGUGUUAACCUAUAAUACUACAGAUGGUCAUUUUGAUAUGGAACAAACAAAGGAAAUGAACGUUAUGUGUAUGCGUAACUUUAAUGAUUUUAUUGUUUGUAACUCGAAAUGUACAGAAAAGUGAUAAAAAUGCAUAUAUUGUUCGUUUAAAAAUCGAAAACAACUUGUUUGGUGACUAAGUACUACUGAGCCUGGAUAAUGUUUAUGGUGGAUUGCUUACCUAGAGUGCAUACAAUUGUAUACAAGAAUUGAUCACGGUUUAUUAUUAAUCAUGGAUGAAAGGUAAUUGAUACCAGCUGAUACGUAUACAUGUACUUUAGUUUGUAUGUAUGAAAUCUACCGCGUGAACGUGUUUGUUUCUGGUUUAGUUUAAACAUAUUUUAUGGUAUAGAUAUACAAAGGGAUCGGGCACAAGUUUUCCAACUUAUAUACAGCCCUUUCCCAAAAACAGUAUACAACACAAAUAUAUACACAAGAUUACAUUAGAAUUUACAUAAAGUGAUCUUAUGUUUGAAAAUGGGAGUUUAAGAAGAGUAGAGAUAGGGUGAUAAUUAGAGGGAAAUGGAGGGAGAGUCUCCUUCUUGUACAAUCUAAUUUACAAUUUUUGAAGAAUAAUUAAAACAUUUUUGACAAGAAAGUUUUAAAGUAUUGUUUUUAGACAGAGUGAGUGAUCUUUCUCGACUCAGCUGACAUUUGU